Sardina pilchardus (European sardine) is the source of this 3265-nucleotide messenger RNA. It is a transcript of the gene acad9, whose product is annotated as acyl-CoA dehydrogenase family, member 9. Gene Ontology annotation, molecular function: flavin adenine dinucleotide binding; acyl-CoA dehydrogenase activity. The coding region runs from base 117 to 2015 and encodes 632 amino acids. The record is from RefSeq and is a predicted model, not a curated record. The transcript is spliced from 18 exons. NCBI's taxonomy places the organism in Eukaryota, Metazoa, Chordata, Actinopteri, Clupeiformes, Clupeidae.
AAGAGGUGAAAGGUAGCCUUCCAACCACUACAGAACAACGACUCUAACCUCUGCCUUUUCAAUUAUUAUUAGGAUAUUGUGAAGAGGAAACGGGGUCAAUCCUUUUGUUGUGAACAAUGAGUUUGAAUAGGAUUUUCGUGUUGUCUAACUCGUUAAAAGUUGGAAGAAGGUUAAUACGACCUGGAGUCGGACAAACAGGCAAAGAAGUCCUGUCACAUCUUCAGUUGCAGCGCUCCUUCAAAACUAACUCAAGGAACCUUGCCUAUGCCAAAGAUUUAUUUCUUGGUAAAGUAAACACGGCAGAAGUUUUCCCCUACCCGGAAAUUGCAAACGAAGAAUUAGAAGAAAUCAAUCAAUUGGUUGCUCCUGUGGAGAAGUUCUUCACCGAGGAUGUCGAUUCGAAGAGAAUAGAUCAUGAGGCCAAGAUCCCACCUGAAACGUUGAAUGGUUUGAAGGAGCUGGGUCUCUUUGGGAUUCAGAUCCCUGAGGAGUAUGGUGGACUCGGGUUGUCCAACACUAUGUAUGCCCGUCUUGGGGAGAUCACAACUCUUGAUGGUUCCAUCGCAGUCACUCUUGCAGCUCAUCAAGCUAUUGGUUUGAAGGGAAUCCUCAUUGCUGGUAGUGACGAGCAAAAAGAGAAGUACCUUCCCAAAUUAGCAACCGGGGAGCAUGUUGCUGCAUUCUGCCUUACUGAGCCUGGAAGUGGGAGUGACGCCGCCUCCAUACAGACCAAAGCAACGCUGACAGAGGACGGGAAACACUACCUGUUAAAUGGGUCAAAGAUAUGGAUAUCGAAUGGUGGCUUUGCCGACAUCAUGACGGUGUUUGCCAGGACAGAGGUGGUGGACCAAGACGGGCAGAAAAAGGACAAGAUCUCCGCGUUCAUUGUGGAGCGGGCCUUUGGUGGCAUCACAAGUGGCAAGCCAGAGGACAAACUUGGCAUCCGGGGCUCCAACACUUGUGAGGUGACUUUCGAGGACACCAAGGUGCCGGUGGAGAAUGUUAUUGGAGAAGUCGGCGGUGGAUUUAAGGUGGCCAUGAACAUCCUGAAUAGCGGCCGCUUCAGCAUGGGUAGUGCUGGUGCUGGAAUGAUCAAGAAGCUGAUUGGGCUGACCGCAGAGUAUGCAUCCACAAGAAAGCAGUUCAACAAGAAAUUGACUGAUUUUGGAAUGAUUCAGGAAAAGUUUGCCAUCAUGGCUAUGAAUGCCUUUGUGAUGGAGAGUAUGGCCUACCUCACAGCUGGCAUGAUGGAUAGGCCAGGGCUUCCGGACUGUUCUCUGGAGGCAGCCAUGGUGAAGGUGUUCAGCUCCGAGGGCGGCUGGGUGUGCUGUAGUGAGGCGCUGCAGGUGCUGGGAGGCCUGGGCUACACCAAGAACUACCCAUACGAGCGCUACCUCAGGGACUGCCGCAUCCUGCUCAUCUUUGAGGGCACCAAUGAGAUCCUGAGGAUGUACAUUGCGCUCACAGGCAUGCAGUACGCUGGCAAAAUACUGACGGGCAAAAUCAAGGAGUUGAAGAAGGGGAACGUGGGAGCUGUCUUUGACAUCCUGGGGACUAAGCUGAGGCAGUCUUUUGGCAGACCUCAGGAUCUGGGCCUGACUGGGAAGGACGGCGUGGUCCAUCCCAGCCUGACGGCCAGUACCAAGAAGUUUGAAGAGAAUGUGGUGUACUUUGGCAGUACUGUGGAGAACCUGUUGUACAGAUAUGGAAAGACGAUCGUGGACGAGCAGCUGGUGCUGAAGCGUGUGGCCGAUGUGCUCAUUAACCUGUACGCCAUGACCGCCGUGCUGUCCAGAGCCUCCCGCUCCAUCACCAUCGGCCUCAAGAACCACGACCACGAGGUGCUCCUUGCCAACACUUUCUGCAGUGAUGUCUAUUUCAAAAACAACUUCAUGAUGAGUCAGCUGCAAAGAAAUUCGCCAGAGAACAACGACGCAGACAUCAAGAAGAUUGCCCAACAGGUCCUAGAGAACAGGGCAUAUAUCUGCUCUCACCCGCUGGAAAGGACUUUCUGAAACGGCCCACUGUGACCUGAGAAGCCAUGGCUUCUUCUGCAUUAAUUGGACUCAUCACUGGUCUCCUCCUCUCGAUCCAUCCAUUCUCCCGGCCAGUCAGACGAAGUUUUUGAAAUAUUUCCUGAACAAAUGCCUUGUUCUGAUGUUAAUUUAACUGUGUGUACAUACUAUAUACAAUACAAAAUAGCUGCUUUAUUAAAGGAAGUGUUAUCUGUUUUUAAUGUUUUUAAUAAGCUUUUACUACUACCACCACUAUAUCGUAAAACUGUUUUUUGAAGUCUUGCGAGGGCCUUUGCUUCUAUAGAUCUAUAUAUUUUUUUUAUUUGAAGUUGUCUAACUGAAAUGCCUGGUGUUCAGCCCACCGGAGGGCCGCCGUAUCAUCGCGCUGAGGAGAGGAAGCCAGACGUGAGCCUGUGGGCGGGUGAAGCCCUUUAGGUAUUUAUUGUUAAUGCAGAUGGAGGACCACUGCUCUGUGGGUGCGCGUCUCGGAGACGUUCCUGGCCGGCCGUGCUCGGAGUGCCGUGGGCCGCGGCGGCAGUGUGGUGGUGGUGGUGGUGGUGGUGGCGGUGGCCUCUCUGGGGCUCCGGAAGCGAUACACCUCCAGCUCCUCCUCGGUCAGGGGCCGCGCUUCUCUCUUGUACUGGAACGAAUGUGGUCUCCAGUAGCCCCUGCCCAGAGGGGAAAUGACACAACGAAAAGCACACCGUUUUAGAAUGCGAGCCCUUGCACAGUCAGCAUGAUCUGAGCGUGUCUAGAUGCUGCUUUGUGAUCUCGCACCACUAAUGCAGUAGAAGUGAAUUUUCAAUUAGCUCUCUCUUAUUUUGCUUUCUGCAGUAAUAUGGUAUCAAUACGACGGAGUAUAUGAAGAUCUGUUAGUUGUUGAUGCACUGCAGUCUGACUUUAUUUGAUUAAAAAUCUUCCUUUCUUCAGUUUCAGUAUCAGAUCAAUGUCUUUCCUUACCUGAAAGGGUUGUGGUCCAGGAUUUGGUUCUGGUCCCCAUCAGACUGUGAGCCAUCAGGAAGGCAUGGUACUCUUCUCUGCCUCUCUUUGUUGGCUACUUCUGGGGUAGUAAUUGCUGUAGCAGUCUAUACACACACACACACAGAGAGAAAGAGAGAGUCAUUGUCAUAGUAAACCCUUAGUUUCCGUUUAUGACUUUUAUGACAGCCUUAAUUCUGUUCUGAAUUUAACAGUGUUGUGUAUCAACAUGCAGUAUUGUUGUGUAGGAUAUAAACACUUUUCUCUAACGA